CUCACCCAAGAAAGUAGCACGUAUGAUAUGGUUAUAACAUCUACCACAUACUCUUGUUAUAUAACUUGUGGAUUUUGGUUCUUACCAUUUCAUCAAUAUCCUUUCACUUUCUCUGCAAUUGAAAUGGCCUCAAAACCAGAAACUGAACAUCCCAAACAAGCUUUCGGCUGGGCUGCUAGGGACACAUCUGGAGUCCUUUCUCCUUUCAAGUUCUCUAGAAGGGAAACAGGGGAGAAGGAUGUGGCAUUCAAAGUACUAUUUUGCGGUAUAUGUCACUCGGACCUCCAUAUGGCGAAGAAUGAGUGGGGCAGUACUACUUACCCAGUAGUUCCUGGACAUGAAGUUGCUGGUGAAGUGACAGAGGUGGGAAGCAAGGUGAAAAACAUCAAAGUUGGAGAUAGGGUUGGUGUGGGGUGCAUGGUUGGAUCCUGCCAUUCAUGUCAAAGUUGUGGCGAGGAUCUCGAAAAUUAUUGCUCAAAGAUGAUUCAGACAUACAGUUCCAAGAAUGUUGAUGGCACUAUCACAUAUGGAGGCUACUCUGACACCAUGGUUGUCGACGAACACUUUAUUGUCCGUAUUCCCGAUGCCUUAUCACUUGAUGCUGCCGCUCCUCUCCUUUGUGCUGGGAUCACAGUGUAUAGCCCAAUGAAACAUUUUGGAUUUGACAAACCUGGACUGCAUAUAGGUGUGGUUGGUCUUGGUGGAUUAGGUCAUAUGGCUGUGAAGUUCGCCAAAGCCUUUGGUGUUAAGGUAACUGUGGUAAGUACUUCUCCUAACAAAAAGAAGGAAGCCAUUGAACGCUUAGGAGCUGACUCAUUCGUGGUUAGUCGCGAACAAGACCAGAUGAAGGCUGUAAUGGGAACGUUUGAUGGAAUCAUCGACACUGUUUCAGCACUCCAUCCUCUAAUGCCUUUGCUUGGUCUAUUGAAGAAUAAUGGUAAACUUGUUAUGGUUGGAGCUCCAGAGAAGCCUUUGGAGUUUCCAGUAUUUUCUUUGAUUGUGGGGAGAAAGACAAUUGGUGGGAGUAUGAUUGGAGGGAUGAAGGAAACACAAGAAAUGAUUGAUUUUGCAGCCAAACAUGGCGUAAAACCUGAUAUUGAGGUUGUUCCAGUGGAUUAUGUAAAUACUGCAAUGGAACGCUUAGUCAAAGCUGAUGUGAAAUAUCGAUUUGUUAUUGACAUUGGAAACACAAUGAAGGCAAGCUCUUAAAUAACUAGAUGGGUUUAUAAAAAAUUAGUAUUUCUUUCACAUUGUAUUCAUUUUUGGGAGGGCUUUGUUUUCAUUUUUGUAUUUCUAUUUCUUUGCAAGACAUGUAUUACUUGUUCCAUUUUUCGUUUUUUUAA
Molecule: messenger RNA, 1343 nt
Organism: Medicago truncatula (barrel medic)
Lineage: Eukaryota; Viridiplantae; Streptophyta; Magnoliopsida; Fabales; Fabaceae
Product: probable mannitol dehydrogenase
Exons: 5
Coding region: 28-1209 (393 amino acids)
Molecular function (GO): zinc ion binding; oxidoreductase activity, acting on the CH-OH group of donors, NAD or NADP as acceptor
Source: RefSeq, a predicted model, not a curated record